AAUAAAACCAAAAGAGGAAGUAAAUUUGUAUCAAAUUUCCUUAAAAAAACUAAAAAAGAAAGUAAAUUUAAAGUCAUCAACAUCAUAUGUCUUUAAAGACAGAAAAAUAGACAAUUAAUAUACUCACAUUUUUUACAGGAAAUUAAUUUUAAGAAUGUCACUGAAACCUGAUUAUUACCAGACUGUAUCACUGAAACUGUCAGAGGUGCUCAAUGAUAUUGGUGUCCAUGAGAGAAUGAUUCUGAAAAGGAGGAGGAUGUACUUGUUGAAGGAAACUAUGUCGACUUGUACAGAGAGAUUGCUGGGCAGGAACCUUUCCAUCUAUCAUUUUGGUAGCCAGUCUGAAGGGUCUACAACUAUAGGACUCGAUUCAGAUACUGAUACACUUACGUGCCAUAAGUGUAAUGUGAUACAGCACUGGGGUGAGUGGCAACCUGACAGGCGUAAUCUACUGAUGAUACAGGAUGAGACCACAUCACCUGGUUACUGUCUACUACAAUGUCUGAGGAAUGACGAGCCUCUUCCUAUUUGUACUGCCGUACUUGAUCAUGAACCAGACAUAUAUCAUACAGUUAUCGGAGACAAAUUGCUGCUGAAGAACACACUUUACAGAAAUGUUGCUGUAGAAGGAAGUGUUAUAAAUGGUCCUGCUGCAUCAAUGCAAGGAUUACCUGGUUUUUCUGAUCAAGAUUAUGUUGCAGCACUCCACUGUAACUCAUGGCCUGCAGAAGCCCAACCAUGGUUAUUAAGACAAGGUAUAGGAAGAUGGCCUACAGAGGAUGUGAAGAGAUAUUGUGAGAAUACAGGAUGUUUUGUUGUACCAGUGAGCAGUAAAAAUGGCCAGCAUGAAGAACUUGAAUGGAGAAUAUCUACUUCCCAGGCUGAAAGAUGUCUAAUGUUCAGUUUAAACAUCACACAAUUAAGAUGUUACAUUUUGAUGAAGAUGAUUCUUAAAACAUUCAUAAAUCCUGGGUGUAAUGGUGUCCUUUCAAGUUUCAUGUGUAAAACAGUUUUAUUUCAUUGUAUACAGAAUACACAUUCAAAUAACUGGGUGCAAUCUAACUUACUCCCAUGUUUGAUGUGCUGCCUUACAGUACUGAAGAACUUUGUUAGACAAGAAAACUGUCCGCAUUUUAUCAUACAUGAAAACAACCUUAUGUCUGAAAGAAUUUCUCUUCUUAACAAAUAUAAAAUCCUUGAAAUCCUACAAAAUAUCAUACAAAGUGAGGGCCAUGCACUGCUGGAGAUUCCCAUUGAUGACCUUGGUACAAGACUAAUGGUGAAAAUGAACAUAGAUGGAGCUUUUCAGUAUCAUAAAACUCCAGCCCAAAUACAUGCCCAAAUUUCAGCACAACUGCUACUUGAUAUUGCUGGUUCAGUAGGUGCCAGUCACAAGUUCCUUAAUGAAGAAAUUAAUCAUGAUGAUGGAAAUGCGAUAGUGCGUGAGAAUUUAUCAAACAUUAUUUUAACACUAACUAAAAUGUACAGAGAAGUGGGUUUUAGGAGUUUAGAAAAAUCUGCACUGAAGCUUUUAGCACCUCCACUUUCAUCUUCCCUAGGAUCUGUGAUAGCAUCUCACAACAUUUACACUGCUCACAGUAUAUCUCCAGACGCACUGGCCUGGUUUUCAGCUGGUUUGAACUCAGAUGUGGCAUCUGGUAGACUGAAACUUGCAUCAGCAUUAUACUGUGUAGGAGAUAUGGAAAGAGCAGAGUUUGUUCUGAGGAAUACUAAAGAAAAGUAUGAUCUGAAUACUGUUGAACCUGAAUGUGAAUGUUACAAUCAUCCCUUGAAUUACCCAAGGCAAGGAUUCAUGCAUAAAUUUAACACUGGAAAUGAAGAACUAAUACAACAUAAAACAGCAUUUUGUGUUAGAUUUCUGCAGUGUGAAAUUAACUGUGUUCCUGAAGAGCUACAGUAUGAAAUGUUUAGAUCUACACAAGAGGACAGGCUUGAAAGGGAUGAAUUAUCUGACACUUGGAUGGACUGUGCUGUGGUAGACUGUCUCCCUUACCUCUACUUCCUACAAUACAAGACUUACAGGGCUCUUCAGAGAGUGGCAGAUCAACAAUGUGCACUUGCAAAUCUUGUCACUACCAUUGAAACAGAAUUAAACCUAGGUCACAGGGAAACAGCACUUAACUUACUAGGACAGUGUAUGGAAAAGGAAAACCGACAUAUUGAUGCUUUACACUGCUAUAUGAUAUCUUUGAAUAUGCGAGCAAGAAACAAUGCCGCAAAUUUUCUUAUUUGUAGACUUCUAAAUGAAAUCGUAAACUGAGUUGAACAGGGUAUUCCAUGGAACAGACAUAUCUACAUAAAGAUACUGUACGUUGCUAUCCAUGGAACACGCAUAUCUACAUAAAGAUACUGUACGUUGCUAUCCAUGGAAGACGCAUAUCAACAUAAAGAUACUGUACGUUGCUAUAAAACACUCUUAUGAAUUAUCUAUUAUUCAUACAAGUACUAUACAGGCAAUGUAGAGGACUCAGUGUUUAAGUCAAUCAUGAAGAAAAACUGUAUGAACAGAUGUACACUAUACACAAACAAACACUGUAUAAUGACAGUGUGCUUGACUAUUUGAGUCCCCUCCACACAAACAACAGCUUUACCAAAAUUUUCUUUAUAAAUGGAAAACAAUUUGUAAAUAGGCAAAAUAAAAUCUAAUUCACAAUUGUCAUUUCACAAUGUUGAUUACUAUUGAAGAGUUUCAGAUUAUUGCAGUUCUGUUAACAUGUUUAAACAACAGUUAUCUAAUAUCACAAUUUCUUACCACGGAAGACAUAAAUAACAUUUCAAACCAACCUCAUUAGAAACUGCUAAGGUAUAUUUAUUUUCACAAAAACAAAGGGAAGUAAUUUGUCAUAUAUUCAGUCAAUACGUAUCUUCACCGAUUGUCCAAGUCCAUCUAAUGGCAAACAUGAAAUCUCAGAUCAGUAUCUUAUCAGUUACAGAGAUAUACCCAUUUUAAUUUGAAAUAAAAGGAGGUAAUUUGACAUAAAUCAAUCCAUAGUUAUCUACCCUGAUUGUCUCAGUCCAACUAAAGACAAUAAUGAAAUUUCAAAUGAGUCCUACAAGUACUUACUGAUAUAAAUCCAUUUUAGUUAAAAUCAGGGGAGGUAAUCAGAUAACAAGAGGGCCAUGAAGGCCCUGUAUCGCUCACCUGACCUAGGAAUCAUCAAGAUUAACAUUCUGACCAAAUUUCAUUAAGAUAUGGUCAUAAAUGUGGCCUCUAGAGUGUUAACUAGCUUUUUCUUUGAUCUGACCUGGUGACCUAGUUUUUGAUCCUACAUGACCUAGAUUCAAACUGGACCUUGAGAUAAUCAAGAUUAACAUUCUGACAAAGUUUCAUGAAGAUACAGUCAUAAAUGUGACCUCUAGAGUGUUAACAAGCUUUUCCUUUGAUUUGACCUGGUGACCUAGUUUUUGACCCUAGAUGACCCAAUAUUGACUUCGUCCAAGAUUUUAUUUAAGGUAACAUUCUGACCAAGUUUCAUUAAGAUUGGGCCAAAAUUGUGACCUCUAGAGUGUUAACAAGCUUUUCCUUUGAUUUGACCCGGUGACCUAGAUUUUGAUCCCAUAAGACCCAGAUUCGAACUUGACCUAAAGAUCAUCAAGACUAACAUUCUGACUAAGUUUCAUGAAGAUACAGUCAUACAUAUGGCCUCUAGAGUGUUAACAAGCUUUUCCUUUGAUUUGACCUAGUGACCUAGUUUUUGACCCCAUCAGACCCAGAUUUGAACUUGGCCUAUAUAUCAUCAAGAUUAACAUUCUGACCGAGUUUCAUUAAGAUAAGGUCAUAAAUGUGGCCUCAAGAGUGUUAAUUAGCUUUUCCUUUGAUUUGACCUGGUGACCUAGUUUUUGACCCUACAUGACCCAGAUUCAAACUGGACCUUAGGAUCAUCAAGAUUGACAUUCUGACCAAAUUUCAUGAAGAUACAGUCAUAAAUGUGGCCUCUACAGUGUUAACAAGCUUUUCCUUUGAUUUGACCUGGUGACCUAGUUUUUGACCCCUAAUGACCCAAUAUCAAACUCGCCCAAGAUUUUAUUGAGGGUAACAUUCUGACCAAGUUUCCUUAAGAUUGGGCCAAA
Molecule: messenger RNA, 4092 nt
Organism: Mercenaria mercenaria
Lineage: Eukaryota; Metazoa; Mollusca; Bivalvia; Venerida; Veneridae
Exons: 2
Coding region: 155-2281 (708 amino acids)
Source: RefSeq, a predicted model, not a curated record